Molecule: messenger RNA, 306 nt
Organism: Blastomyces gilchristii SLH14081
Lineage: Eukaryota; Fungi; Ascomycota; Eurotiomycetes; Onygenales; Ajellomycetaceae
Exons: 2
Coding region: 1-306 (101 amino acids)
Biological process (GO): DNA catabolic process
Molecular function (GO): endonuclease activity; nucleic acid binding
Source: RefSeq, a predicted model, not a curated record
AUGGUCGAGAGCUUCCUGACACCGCAGACGAACAGGAUCAUCAAACAUAUCGUCGAACCACAAUAUGAUGGCUCGAUUGGCCGUGCGGCCGCGUGGGCAGACGAGUGUGGGCGCACAGAUGAGGGGAAGGAUUCGCCCACAUGGCACUAUAUCAAUCCGGCGGAUAACGCCGGGACGAAGAAUGGGAGGGUGUUGAACGGGCUUCCUGUUGUGAAUGGCUGUGCAGAGGGGAGCGUGGCUGAUGUUGAGGAUGAGGGUGCUGGUGAUAGCAGUAGUGACCGUCGUGAGAAGGGGAGAAGUGGGUAA